Coffea eugenioides is the source of this 1080-nucleotide messenger RNA. Its product is annotated as F-box/kelch-repeat protein At1g57790-like. Bases 1 to 1080 code for a protein of 359 amino acids. The record is from RefSeq and is a predicted model, not a curated record. Gene Ontology annotation, molecular function: protein binding. Lineage: Eukaryota; Viridiplantae; Streptophyta; Magnoliopsida; Gentianales; Rubiaceae. The transcript has a single exon.
AUGGCGCCUUGGGCUGAUCUUCCUGAGGAUCUUUUCAGGACAAUCUGGGAGAAAUUGAGCUUUGGUGACCUGGUUCGUUCGAGUGCAGUUUGCAAAGAUUGGUGGGACAAAAGUAAAGGAAUUAGGCGUAAAAGCAGUCUACCAUGGAUAUUCUACUUAGAGAGGGAUCUAUACCUUGUCCAACCAAAGCUGUUUGACCCUUGUUCCAGGGAAUCAUACAACCUUAAAACUGCCAAUCGGACAAAGAUAUUCGACUUUAUCAUCGCUGCAAAAUUAUGCGCUUCGAAAAAAGGCUGGUUGCUUUUUGCUAGGAAGGUUAAGGUACCAUGUGAGACCUUAUUUUUAGUCUACAGUCCUAUUUCCAAUGAUUACUUCUGGCUCCCCACUUUGAUGGAUCAUCAUUCUGAUGUUGCUACUUUUUCCACAAACCCUACUGCUCCAGAUUGUGUAUUUUUCAUAUCGUAUCGACAUCUUGGCGACACUUACAUUGCUACAUAUUCUUUCGGUAAGGAUAACUGGUGUACACAAAAAGUUGAGGUUGAUUAUAUUCUACACGAUGAACCAAUUUCAAGUGUGGUUUAUAGUGAACAAAAAGGAGAAUUUUAUUGUGUUUGUGACGGAGGAGAACUAGCAAAAUUUGCCAUUGUUGGCCGCCGUUGGAACGUGAUCACACAAAACCGUCGAACUCUAAAAGAAUUGGCAGCAAAAACAUGGAAGCAUCAAGGGUUAGUCCCAGGAUCAAUUACAAUUAGGCAUUGGUUAUUUCAAUACGAGGGUCAGCUUCUACUAGUUUUCCUUGUUAGAAAUUUGAAGGAUGGGAAAUAUAUGUUUAGUAUUUCCUAUUUCGACUGGUCCCAGAACAGGUGGGCUGUCAAGGAUAAUGUGGGUAACUUUGCAGUAAUGCUUUCAUGCCUUUCGAGUUGUUCUCCUUCUGUGCUACUAUCCAGAGUUGAGGAUGCAGAAGAUUGUUUAUGCAAGUAUCAAGUCUCCUCGGUUAGCAACUUGAAGGUUUAUGGGUAUAGGCCUCUAUUUACCUGUGAACAAUGUCUAGUUGAACCUCCUUGUGCUAUAGGAGAUUGA